This is a messenger RNA of Salarias fasciatus (jewelled blenny), 1551 nucleotides long. RefSeq lists its product as uncharacterized. Bases 602 to 1516 code for a protein of 304 amino acids. The record is from RefSeq and is a predicted model, not a curated record. The transcript is spliced from 2 exons. Lineage: Eukaryota; Metazoa; Chordata; Actinopteri; Blenniiformes; Blenniidae.
ACUUACACAAACUACCAGUUAACUAACCUAAACACCCACUAACUAACCCAAACUACCGCUAACUAACCCAAACACCCACUGACUAACCCAAACUACCACUAACUCGUUACCCGUUAACUACCACUAACUACCUGCUGGAGAGCACCGUGAGGACCCUGUCCUACCUGCUGGCAGGUUAACACCCGCUAACUAGCCCAAACUACCUGUAACUAACCCGUUACUACCCGUGACUACCUGCUGGAGAGCUCUGUCGCCACCUUGUGGUUUGUUUCCUGGCAGGUAACUAACUAACUAACCACAGUGAGUCUGAGCUUUAAAUGAAAAUUUAUAAACGUUCUGAGCACUGAGAAGAGAGAGAGAGACAGAGACAGAGAGAGAGAGAGAAAACAUGGCCACCCCGCCUCUCUGAUGUUGACUAACUAACCCCCGGGUUUAAGUGACCUCUGACCCGCCGUGUCCAGCUUCCACUCCCCCACCAUGAACGCCCGUCGUUUCUGUGUGAGCAGAAACAGUCUGGGCCCCGGACUGAACCCUGAGGAACGCCUGGAGUGGCCGCCCCGGCACCGGCACUGGAGUCAAAACGAAGCAGGAUGUUUUAACAAUGAUCGCAGAUCGUCUUACUGCCGGGGUCUGUUACUACAGGUUACUGUGGGGGCUCUGUUACUGCAGGGCUCUGUUACUGCAGGUUACUGCGGGGCUCUGUUACUGCGGGGCUCUGUUACUGCAGGGCUCUGUUACUGCAGGGCUCUGUUACUGCAGGUUAUUGCAGGAGUCUGUUACUGCAGGUUACUGCAGGGAUCUGUUACUGCGGGGCUCUGUUACUGCAGGUUACUGCAGGGGUCUGUUACUGCAGGUUACUGCGGGGGUCUGUUACUGUAGGUUACUGCAGGGAUCUGUUACUGCGGGGGUCUGUUACUGUAGGUUACUGCAGGGAUCUGUUACUGCGGGAGUCUGUUACUGCAGGUUACUGCAGGGGUUUGUUACUGCAGGUUACUGCGGGGGUCUGUUACUGCAGGUUCCUGCAGGGGUCUGUUACUGCGGGGGUCUGUUACUGCAGGUUACUGCAGGGGUCUGUUACUGCAGGUUACUGCGGGGGUCUGUUACUGCAGGUUCCUGCAGGGGUCUGUUACUGUGGGGGCCUGUUACUGCAGAUUAUUGCAGGAGUCUGUUACUGCAGGGGGUCUGCCACAAUUGGUUACUGCGGGGAUCUGUUACUGCAUUUUACUGCGGGGGUCUGUUACUGCAAGUUACUGCAGCUUACUGCAGGUUACUACAGGGGUCUGUUACUGCAGGUUACUGCAGCUUACUGCAGGUUACUACAGGGGUCUGUUACUGCAGGUUACUGCAGCUUACUGCAGGUUACUGCAGGGGUCUGUUACUGCAGGUUACUGCAGGUUACUGUAGGUUACUGCAGCUUACUGCAGGUUACUACAGGGGUCUGUUACUGCAGGUUACUGCAGGUUACUGUAGGUUACUACAGGGGUCUGUUACUGCAGGUUACUGCAGGUUACUGUAGGUUACUGUAGGUUACUGCAGCUUACUGCAGGUUAC